AGGUUAGGUCGCGGGGGCAGUAGCUUCAGCAGGGACGCCUAGACUUCCCUCUCUCCCAGCCACUUCAUCCAGCUCUUCCGGACGUAUCCCAAGGCAUUCCCAGGCAUAGUCUCUCCAGCGUGUCCUGGGUCAUCCCCGGGGAUCCCCUCCCAGUGGGACGUGCCCGGAACACCUCACCAGGGAGGCGUCCGGUGAGGCAUCCUAAUCACAUGCCCUAGCCACCUCAUCUGGCUCCUUUCAAUGUGGAGGAGCAGCAGUUCUACUCUGAGCCCCUCCCGGAUGACCGAGCUUCUCACCCUAUCUCUAAGGGAGAGUCCGGACACCCUGCGGAGGAAACUUAUUUUGGCUGCUUGUAUCCGGGAUCUUGCUCUUUCAGUCACGACGCACAGCUCGUGACCAUAUGUGUGGGUAGGAAGGUAGAUCGACCGGUAAAUUGAGAGCUUCGCCUUUCGGCUUUGCUCCUUCGUCACCCCAACGGACACAAAUUCCGCAUCACUGCAGACGCUGCACCGAUCCGCCUGUCAAGGUCCCUUUCCAUUCUUCCCUCACUGGUGAACAAGACGCCAAGAUACUUGAACUCCUCCACUUGGGGAAGGAUCUCCCUUUUCUGACUGAGGACCAUGGUCUCAGAUUUGGUGGUGCUCAUUUUCAUCAGAAUCAGAAUCAUCUUUAUUUGCCAAGUAUGUCCAAAAACACACAAGGAACUUUUCUCCGAUAGUUGGAGCCGCUCUAGUACGACAACAGACAGUCAAUUUACAGAACACUUUGGAGACAGAAAGACAUAGACAAAAAAAACAAACAAAAAAAACAGUCACUGAGCAGUAAAGGGUUGCUAGUUAUCUAGUAAUGCCGGUACAUUAAAAAAAAAAAAAUAUUUUGACAAUUGUGCAAAAAGAUGCAGAGUCCUCUCGCAAUUACAGCAGUUCGAAUGACUAAUAUUGCAAUAGUCCAGUGCAAUGCAUCACAGCCACUUCACACUCGGCUGAGAGUUGGAGAUCAUGGCUUGAUGAAGCCAACAGAACCACAUCAUCUACACAAUCCAUAUUUAUUUAUCAAAGCAAAUUUUAUUUUAAAAAAGUGCAUUGAACCUUUCUAAGAAAACUAGGGGGCUGAUCAAAAUCUUUACACCUUCUAAGCCAAUUGCGUUGACAUCUGUGGUCAUGAAGUCCUUUGAACGUCUCGUGCUGGACCACCUUAAAGAGCGUCACAGGUCCCCUCCAGUUUGCCUACCGAGCGAACAGGUCUGCGGAUGAUGCAGUCAACAUGGGACCGCACUUCAUCCUACAACCCCUCGACAGUGCGGGCACCUACGCGAGGAUCCUGUUCGUGGACUUCAGCACAGCGUUCAACACCAUCAUCCCUGAACUCCUUUCAUCCAAGCUUCUCCAGUCCAGGAAUCAGUUUGAUGGUUCAAUGGUUUGAUGCUGCUACAAAAAAGGACGAACUCCGUCUGCAACGGACAAUCAAAACUGCUGAAAAGAUUGUCGGUACCACCCUACCCACCCUUGAGGAAUUGCACGCUGCCAGAACUAAGACAAGAGCAUCCAAAAUCCUCUUGGACCCUCCACAUCCUGGUCACCAGCUUUUCCAGCUCCUUCCCUCAGAGAUACGAUGCUGCUCUCAGCAAGCCUGCUGAUUGGCUUGCUGUGCCUGAGCCACACGGGUGCUGUGAUGGGUUUCGCUCAGCUGCUGAACAACGCUGAAUUACGGUCGGCUUUCUCAGUCGCACGAACCAACAGCAUGGAAGGUGGACCCAAGAUGACGGUGAUCUUUGACACGGUCUACGUCAACAUUGGUGGAGAUUUUGACCCCAAAACUGGCUUGUUGCACUGCCGCAUCCCUGGGGCCUACUACUUCUCAUUUACAGUGGGAAAGUUCCCCCAUAAAGACUUGUCUGUGAUGCUGAUGAAGAACAGAAAUGAGGUGCAAGCCAUUGUGUAUGAAGAGAAUGCUGGAGAGGAGAGGAAGGUACAGAGCCAGAGUAUCAUGGUGCAGCUGGAAUUUGGUGACACCAUCUGGCUCCGUCUCCAUGGGGAUCCGCGCUAUGCCCUCUAUAGCAACACUGGGCACUACACCACCUUCAAUGGUUACCUCAUCUACCCUGACACAUACGACUACCAGGCACACCGCUCGCAGCAGCACCAUCCAGCCUAUAACUCCCAGAAGCUUCAACAGGACAACAUGCCAAUGUGGAAUAGUCACCAGGCCACAGUGGAUGUUGGGUCUGAUCUGAAGAACACGGUGGGCGAGAUGGAGCCACGUCGGGAUGAUGACGAGGAGCAAGAGGAAGACCCACAAUCUGCUUUCUCAGUGGGGCGUACACAGAGUAUAUUAGGAGUGAAUAAGAUGGGUAUGUCACAGCACAAGCCAGUCAGCUUUGACACGGCGUUUGUCAACAUCGGGGAGGACUUCAACUUGACGGAGGGGAUCUUCAAGUGCCGUGUUCCUGGUGCGUACUAUUUCUCGUUCAACAUGGGCAAGCUUCCUCAGAAGACUCUUUCCGUCAAGCUGAUGAAGAACCACCUGGAAGUGCAGGCAAUGAUCUAUGAUGACAGCCCCGGAGAGAAAGCUCUGCAGAGUCAGAGCUUGAUGCUCUCGCUGAAAGCAGGUGACAUCGUGUGGCUCUACUCCCACCAGAGAGAUGGCUUUGGAGCUUACAGCAACCACGCCAAAUACAUCACUUUCACUGGCUUCUUAGUGUACCCAGACUUGCCCGCCACAACUGCUAUUAAUGCCACCGGUCAGUCACAUGCAGAAAAGAAGCCCUAGCUACAGUGUCUUCGCUACAAACUAAAUGUUGAGGGUGGAAUUCAUGCCAGUUGGUGGGCAUUAAUGAUUAUUCAUGGCAUACUUCCUCUUCCUGUGAAUUCCUUUGUUAUGUUACAAAGACCUUGGACUGAAAGCAGAGCUUGAUUGAAUGAAUGAUUAUCUCCAUAAGUUCCAGUCAAGGGCCUCCAAAGAUGAGACUUAAUGGUUUUUCCUUAUACUGUGUUGUCGUUCAGACUGUGGUUGAAGGGUUAGUGGUUGAAUGUCAUGAAAACAUCAUUACCUCAUAUUCAAAUCAUUAUUGUCUCACAUCGAACUGAACAAAGCACAGCUGAAUUUACUUCCAACUGUAGUUUAAUGUCAUUAAAUGGGGUGGCACAUUUUUUUAAGUCCUGAAACUUCACUCUGGGCCUUUGGUCAUGUGCACAAAUGUGAGCCAACCUCCUCAGUUUUUUAAACAGCUAUUCAACUCAAAAAAGUAAGGAAGGACCAAUGUUUAAUUUUGAAUUUAUUGUGUCUAGUGUUUCUGCCCGUAAGUCUUCUUUUUCAUUCCAUUUACCAAAACACAACAAAAAUGUCAUUGUUGACAAAAAUGAUGAUUCCCAUUUUAAGUGUCACUCACACUUUAAAAGAGCCCCAAGGACAGCUGAGGACAAAACUAACGUAACGCCUCCAUAUUCAUCCCUUAUGCGUUGUUGACCACACGCCAUGACUGAGCCUGUGGAAGUGGGCAGUGUCAUUUGAUUUCUAAUGAACGACAAGAGUAAGUCUGAAAUGCACCAGUCGGAAUAAAGUGUUGAAAGUGCAGUCCUUCCAUUUUAAAGGUGAUGGGAUAAAAGUCAAAUAUUUCAUUUCAACCUUUUCUUAAAGUAAUUCAUUCAAGCACCCAUGCAAAGAGGAGAAUCAAUCACCAUAUCAGAAGGCUCAGGCACUCGAAGGGAUUUUACAAAUCAACAUGUUUUUAUGACAUCAUUUAAAAACAAGAUUCAAUAUUUGUAAGAAAAAGAGCAACAAUGGGGGAAUUUUGGAAAGAUGUAUAGGAAUCAUUUUACCUUGAGCAAAAAUAAAGCAUUUAUAUUUUCACCUCCAAAAAUUAUUUAUAUUAAAUUUGACAAAACAUAGCUCCAUCAAGUAAUAUUAAGCAACUUUCUAGUGAAAGCAUUUCUACUGCACUCAUCGUAACAGAAGACUGCAGAAAGAGUUUCUUUUGCAGGAGUAGCAAAAGAUUGACUUCCUGUACUGUCAUGGUUCAUUUUCCGACAGACACGCGCAUGCAUGCACGCACGGACACAUGAACACACACACUUAAUUCUCCAAGCUCACAGUGAUCUCUUUGGCACAAAAGAGAUUUUAGUCUGACUCAUCUGAUAAAAACUAACUACGUGUUAAGUGUCCAGGCUCACACUCCCAUCAGACUGCCCUCUGCCUCAGUCGCGUUAAUGGACAUUUUUGUAAAGGUUACUCAAAUUACGCUGUGAGCUGCAGCUCAUUCCAUUUUGUUUGUUCCAUUCUGUUUUUUGCUGCAACUUUUCCCGCUCCAGCCACUUAGUGUCAUUCACAGCGGACCCUUGUGAAACUCACGAUCUUUCCCAAAACACUGUACUUGUUACAAAUGAUGGAAAAUCCUAAUCAAUCCGUGUUGUGUGAAGUGACUUGACUAUUCUCAUCUGAAACGUCCAGAAGCAUGUAAUGUAUGCAUGUAACUGAAAGUGUAAUGAAUUAAAAAAAGAUCACAGCCCCA
Phyllopteryx taeniolatus (common seadragon) is the source of this 4507-nucleotide messenger RNA. It is a transcript of the gene c1qtnf4, whose product is annotated as C1q and TNF related 4. Bases 1612 to 2769 code for a protein of 385 amino acids. The record is from RefSeq and is a predicted model, not a curated record. Lineage: Eukaryota; Metazoa; Chordata; Actinopteri; Syngnathiformes; Syngnathidae. Gene Ontology annotation, molecular function: protein binding. The transcript is spliced from 3 exons.